AUGAUCACCACUAUAGUUGUUGUCUUGGUUAUCCUCUACUUUGCCAGAAGUAUAUAUAAUGACUUUAUUGCAAAUAACAACGAUCCAUUGUCGAAUCAAGGUCAAGAGGCAACCAUUGUGGAGGGUAAAUUUACUCCAAAAUCAUUAGCCAAGUACAAUGGGAAGGACCACGCAAAGAUAUUUAUUGCUGUGAAGAACAGAGUGUUUGAUGUGAGCCAGGGUGCAGCAUUCUAUGGACCAGGUGGACCCUACGAGAAUUUUGCUGGCAGAGACGCUUCACGAGGCUUGGCUUUGAAUUCAUUUGACCCUGCUGUUUUGACACCCUUGGACCAGCCAAUUGAUGAUUUGAAGGAUUUGUCAAAAUUGGAGAAGGAAUCUUUAGAACAAUGGGAGGAGCAUUUCGAAAAUAGAUACAAAGUUGUGGGCUCCUUACAUGAAAACGGAACUGUUCCAGAAGAGGCCCAAAGUCUUUGA
This is a messenger RNA of Lodderomyces theae, 474 nucleotides long. RefSeq names its product Dap1p (gene DAP1). The transcript has a single exon. Bases 1 to 474 code for a protein of 157 amino acids. Gene Ontology annotation, cellular component: membrane; endomembrane system. The record is from RefSeq and is a predicted model, not a curated record. NCBI's taxonomy places the organism in Eukaryota, Fungi, Ascomycota, Pichiomycetes, Serinales, Debaryomycetaceae.